UACUCUAUCACAGAUGAAGUGAUACCAGCUGCUCUCGAAACACUCUCACGGUAUUUUGAUGCCACACGUGAUGUGGCACCGGUUCAAGUCAGACAAAAUUUCUAACCGGCAUGCACUGCUUCAAGUCAGAUUGCAAUCGGUCUGCACAGUGCUGCAUGAAGUCGAACGCACCUCUGGUGUCAAUACUGAGGAUCAGCUCCUCACAUCCUACAAUUCACCUUCAAUGAAGCUCCUAUCACAAGAAUAGCAUCAUCAGUGAAGCUCCUCCCACAAUAAUAGCAUCAUCAGUGAAGCUCCGCCCACAGUAAUUCAGCUAUAAAUGCUGGAAUAUCUCCAUCAGUUUACAAGUGAAGACAACCAUCAAAGCAUCUUUAUUAAAGAGGACAGAGAGAAGAUGAGAGAUCCAGAAUCCUGCAGAUUCAAACACACUGAAGACACUGAAGAACUAACAGAGUUGAAUGAAGAAAUAGUGGAGAAUGAAGAAUCAAGUGAUUUUGAGGGGAAAAAUCAUGUCAAAACUGGAGAAAAACCUUUGAGUUGGUCUCAAACAAAACAGAAAGAUUCAAAGAAAAGAAGAGCCAAGAAAUCUUUCACCUGCACUCAGUGUGGAAAGAGUUUGACAAACAAAUAUGGUUUCAGUGUUCAUAUGAGGGUUCACACUGGAGAGAAACCGUUCACUUGUAAUCAGUGUGGAAAGAGUUUCACACAAUCAUCAAGCUUUAAGAAACAUAUGAACAUCCACACUGGAGAGAAGCUGCAUGCAUGUGAUCAAUGCAGCAAAACAUUUUUGAGGGCUUCAUACCUGAAGAAACACCUGACAGUUCACACAGCAGAGAAGCCACAUUCAUGUUAUUUGUGUUGUAAGAGUUUUUCAUGUCUAGAAAAUUUGAAAGUACAUCAGAAAAUACAUACUGGUGUGAGAGAGUACAUGUGCUUUGAGUGUGAAAAGACUUUUAUUUCAGCUGAACAUUUGAAACUGCAUGAGAGGAUCCACACUGGAGAAAAACCUUACAAGUGUUCACACUGUGACAAGAAAUUCAGUCAUUCAGCAAAUCUGAAAAGACAUGAGAGGAUUCACACUGGAGAGAAAACCACUGCAAUGAUGGUUUGUGUCAGAGUUGGAAAACUGUUGUCGUAG
Messenger RNA from Cyprinus carpio (common carp), 1138 nucleotides. RefSeq lists its product as uncharacterized. Gene Ontology annotation, molecular function: RNA polymerase II cis-regulatory region sequence-specific DNA binding; DNA-binding transcription activator activity, RNA polymerase II-specific. Lineage: Eukaryota; Metazoa; Chordata; Actinopteri; Cypriniformes; Cyprinidae. Gene Ontology annotation, cellular component: nucleus. Gene Ontology annotation, biological process: regulation of transcription by RNA polymerase II. The record is from RefSeq and is a predicted model, not a curated record.